Molecule: messenger RNA, 4781 nt
Organism: Dromiciops gliroides (monito del monte)
Lineage: Eukaryota; Metazoa; Chordata; Mammalia; Microbiotheria; Microbiotheriidae
Gene: PITPNC1
Product: phosphatidylinositol transfer protein cytoplasmic 1
Exons: 9
Coding region: 2433-3428 (331 amino acids)
Biological process (GO): phospholipid transport
Cellular component (GO): cytoplasm
Molecular function (GO): phosphatidylinositol transfer activity; phosphatidylinositol binding
Source: RefSeq, a predicted model, not a curated record
ACCUAGAGAGCCAUCUCUUUAAUAAUUAAAAGGAAGGGGGAAAAUAACAUUUCUUGAAAGUUAACACAGCAAUCCAAUCUGGCAGUAUAUUCAGUGUUCCACAUUCAUAAUUCACCCCUUCUACAAAGAAAGAUACAUCCUCAUAAUUUUUCUUUGGGGGCAAAGGCUGCCUGUCCCAAUGACAAUUUUGAUUUUUGUUGUUUUUCUUCCCGUUUACAUGGUUGUAGACAUCGCAUAUAGUUUUCCUGGUUCUGUUCGCUUCACUUAAUAUCCGUUUAUAUCUUCUCAGUCUUCCCUCUAUUUUUCAGAUUCAUCGUUCCUCUGUGCGCAUAAUAUUCCAUUGCAUUCAGGAAUCCACAAUCUGUUCAGACGUUUUUUCCAGUCAAUGAGAUUUUUCACUUUAUUUCCAAGUUGUUACUAGGAAGAGGCAGCUAGGUGGCGUAGCAGAGCUUGGAGUCAAGAAGGCAUCCAUUCAAAUCCUACCUCUGGCAAUAAUAGUUUUGUAACUGUAACCAAGUCAUUUAAUGCUUCAACCUCAGUUUCCUCAUCUGUAAAUGGAUUCAAUAACCUACCUUCCAGUUCUAAAUCUAUGAUAAAUAGAAAAGUACUCGCAACACAAUUAAUUAAUGUUUAUUUCCCAAGUUAUCCAUUCCAUUUUUUUUCUCUUUCCAAACAAUUUUCCUUACUGUGGUGAGAAUGACCUUGCUAAAGCAGGGUUCAAACCAUACCAUUUCCAGUUCAGGAACCUCGUUAUCUCCUCAAUUGUCUCAAAGGAGAUGAGGCAGGUAAAGUAUUUUAUUCAAACUUUAAAGUGUUACAUAAAUGCUAGCACAAAUGGAGGCCAAGCUCUUUGGCAUUCAAAGCCUUCCAUUAAUCCGAACCCAAUUUUCACAUCUAACCUCUCUCCAGGACCUACUCUAUGCUAGUCUCUUUCCUUCCCUUAAUUUGUCACCAUUCCAUUGAAAGGAUUAGUUUAGCAAACCACAUUCCUGUUUGGAGCAGUGAAAAUGUUAGUUCUGGGAACUGGGAAGAGAUGAGAAUUCUACCUCAGAAUAUUAUAUCCUCCAGGAGCUUUCCCAAAGUAGAUCUACAACAAAAUCAGAGUUUUCGGAAUCAUUCACCUUGGGCCCAGCCAUGUGAUCCAAUGGGGGAAGAGCCGGGAAAGACUCAAGAAUAAUGUCGUCCUCCCCAGACCCCCCACCUCCCCACCUCCCAGCUGAGCUCUUCAGCUCUGGGGCAGCUCCGCUUCAGGUCGCUGGCAGCAGCCUCCGAGUGACAAGCUGUUUGGUUUUAAUCCUCCACAUUCUUUGCUGUACCAUAACCCCUUUGGCCGGAUGGGGCUAUCCUCCCCGCUGCUGCUGAUGUCAGACACACGCUCGCUCUCCCACUUAGCCGGGGCAGGAGUAUACUGCAGGCUGCAGCGGGGACUCUCCAGCCCAAGUCCAGGUGGAUACAAACUCCCAGGCACGCACCGAUCCCCGGAAAGGGAGAAGGGGGGAGGGGGAGGCGUGGAAAAAAAAAAAAAGGGCAGCUCCUUCCCGCCCUCCCCUUCUCCAGAAACCGAGGCUGGGGGAACCUAGAAGCAAAGCAAUGCUGAACAGGGAUUGUUCCUCCUUUCUACCCCAACAUUAGCUAAACCGGGAGUUGCCUGGGGCGGGGGGUGGGGUGGGGGGAACUGGAAAUCUUGUUUACCGCCGGAGGAGGAAAAUAUAUCAAGCCUUUGUCUGGUGAAGUCUGCAUCUCUCUUCUCUCCUCAGCUGCAAUGGGCUCCUGGUGACAUUAACAUUUGGAAAGACUGGGAAAAAGGGGUGGGGGGCGGGAGGCGGUGGAUUGGUGGAUUUCGUUUUUGGAGGGGAAGGGGGGGAGCUUUGUGCAUUAAUUUAAAUUAGAAAAUUUUGUGUUUCCUUCCCCCUCCUCCCCCGGUGUCGGGCAGGUCUUGAUCUCAAUCGCCCCCUUUUAAAGCCCGGGUUGCUAAUCCCGAGCUAUUUCGAGCGGGUCUCCCUCCCUUUGUGAUUUUGGCCACAUCGCGUUGUGAGGGAGGGGGGGGAUCUCUUAGAAGGGGGAAAAAAGGGAGGGGGAAACCCACGAACCCAAACCUUGACAUGCUCUCAGCGAGAGGAGGAAGGAAGCAGAAGCAGCAGCAAUAGCAGCAGCAGCAGCAAGCAGCGGCAGCAGCCCAGCAGCAGCAGCUCCGAACGGUCGGGAGGUGUUGUUUUCUGCUCGGGGCAGCGCUUGGGUGUCUGUAUGCUGGCACUCGAUCUCGCCCGUGUUUGAGAAAGCUGGUUUACUUGGGGGGCUGCCCCACCCCCCCACUGCCCGCCUCUGGGGGCCUGCCUCGUCUAGGAGAGGGUGCAGAUAGAACUCGAACUCGCCCGCCUGGCCGUCCCUUCUGAGGUUCGCUGCUCUGCACCAACCCCCGGGACAGCAGGAAUAUGCUCUUGAAGGAGUACCGGAUAUGCAUGCCGCUGACCGUGGACGAGUACAAGAUAGGACAACUGUACAUGAUCAGCAAACAUAGCCAUGAGCAGAGUGACCGCGGAGAAGGGGUAGAGGUUGUCCAGAAUGAGCCCUUUGAAGAUCCUAACCAUGGCAAUGGGCAGUUCACGGAGAAGCGGGUGUAUCUCAACAGCAAAUUGCCUAGCUGGGCUAGAGCUGUGGUCCCCAAGAUAUUUUAUGUUACAGAGAAGGCUUGGAACUAUUACCCUUAUACAAUUACAGAAUACACAUGCUCAUUUUUGCCAAAAUUCUCCAUUCAUAUAGAAACCAAGUAUGAGGACAACAAAGGAAGCAACAAUAGCAUUUUUGACAAUGAAGCCAAAGAUGUAGAACGAGAAGUUUGUUUUAUUGAUAUUGCCUGUGAUGAAAUCCCUGAGCGCUACUAUAAGGAAUCUGAGGAUCCUAAACAUUUUAAAUCAGAGAAAACAGGGAGAGGACAUUUAAGGGAAGGCUGGAGAGAUAGUCACCAACCAAUCAUGUGCUCCUACAAACUGGUGACUGUGAAAUUCGAAGUCUGGGGACUUCAGACCAGAGUAGAACAAUUUGUACACAAGGUGGUCCGAGAUAUUCUGCUGAUCGGGCACAGACAGGCUUUUGCGUGGGUUGAUGAGUGGUAUGACAUGACAAUGGAUGAAGUCAGAGAGUUUGAAAGAGCAACUCAGGAAGCCACUAACAAGAAAAUUGGAGUUUUCCCACCUUCAAUCUCUAUCUCCAGCAUUUCCCUACUGCCUUCUGCAAUCCGCACUGCUCCCUCCAGUGCUCCAUCUACACCUCUCUCCACAGACGCUCCAGAAUUCUUGGCAGUUCCCAAAGAUCGACCUCGAAAAAAAUCUGCCCCAGAAACUCUCACUCUUCCAGACCCUGAGAAGAAAUCUACACUGAAUUUACCUGGUGUACAUUCUUCAGACAAGCCAUGUCAGCCCCAAGAGUAACAAUGAAUAAAAUUUCAUGGUUUUUUUUUUGUUUUGGUUUUUUUUUCUCUAUUGGUGGGGUUUUGUUGGGUUUUUUUGUUUUUUAGGAUUCUUCUGAUAGAGAAAAACUGCUUUGUUACUCAGAUUCAUUCCUUCAGAUCUCUCAAUGAGCAUGCAUGUGAUUAUGUAAUUCCGCAUAUAAUCUGAAUUCCAAAGUACACCAUACAGCAUCCAUAGUACAUUUCAGGAAAUAGUCUGAUGAUAAAUUGCAAAGGACAAAAGGAAUCUUCUGUUUUAGUAAUCAUAAACCAGGAAAUAGACUCUGAUGUCAAUAUGUGAUUAAGUUGGUAAGGACUCCAAGGGUAAACCAAUGAAUACUCAGUGAAGAGGACAAAAGUCCAUCUUCCCAUUAAACCUGAAUUUCUAAAAAUAUAUGUAUUGAAUAGUCUCAGGCUUGACAUACUUAGUUGUUAAACUUUGAAUUGAUUAUCACCAAUACUUGAACACCCAUAGUGAUUGUCCAGAUUCAUAUUUUGUUUAAUCUGACUCAGGAUUUGGGGCCUAAUUAACUCUUUAAACUUUAAAAAAAAAGUAUUAAUAUACCAAGGCUCCAAGUGCAAUUAUUGAUAACUGACUUUAUGGCCAUUAAUCCUAUUUAUACCUUACACAGAAUUUGUAAUGGAAAAAGAUUCCACUUGUUUCUACCUUUUAAUAACUUUCCCUUCUGAUCUCCUAUGGCCUCCAACUCUGUUGCUUGAAUGAGGGAACCCUUAACUGACUGCUCUGGGCAUGAUUUAGGAAUUAGAAGGCUUAGGUGAAACAAGCCUCUUCCUUCAUUCUCUAAAAUCUCCAUUCUCUGACUUAGGAACUCAAGUUAUCCACAGAAGAUGUCAAAGUUCCACAUUAGCAGAAUGGAACUGAUAGAUCAUUGUGCUAGGAGGGUUUUAUCAGAAAUAUAGAGGGGAAGUAAGGUAAUGUGUCAAUAAAGUCCUGUGAGAGAGUCCUAAAAACACCUUUUGGGGGGGGGGUUAUUUUCUGCCUCCUGUUUUCUUUCAUUGUGGGUUCUUGGUAAGUGACUCCUCCCUGAGACCUCUUAUCCAUUCUUCAACUGUUAUUUUCAAUAUCUUUCCUUGAGGUCAUAAAUGAAUAUGUCACUGGAGCCAAGUGAAUAGCAAGAGGAAAAGGGGUGGGGUGGGGUGGUUUCUAUCAUUACUGACAUAGAAGGCAUGGGUAGAAUCACUGACCCCUACUUGCAAACUAAAGAGUAGACUCAAAUGAGGUUAUAUCUGUAAAGUUCUUAGCACAGUGCCUAACACAUAGUAGGUGCUUAAUAAAUGCACAAUCUCUUCCCCCCCCCCCACCACCACCAAAUAA